UGCAGAGGGGAUCUAUUCUUAGGCUGUCUGUCCAGGCCAUCCGAGCAGGCAAGAACUCUCCUCCUUCUGCUUUUAAGACUUUUUUUUACUUAUUUUGUCAGUGUAAACAGGGGUGGGAUUGAACUAUUUGUUUUUUUCUUUUAAGUCUGAUUCAUUCUGUGAGGCUCCUCGGUGCCUGCCCGUACCCGGGUGUUUGGUCAUCCCGACUAUAGGGAGAAGAACUGAAAGGAAAGAAAGGACUUUACUGAUCCGAGAAGAAGCUUUUCACUUUAAACUCUCUUCGAAAUGAGCAAUUACACAGUAACCCUGUCAGGACCUGCACCAUGGGGCUUCAGGCUGCAGGGAGGCAAAGACUUCAACAUGCCCCUGACCAUCUCCCGGAUCACACCAGGCAGCAAGGCAGCAAGCGGAAACCUCAAUCAGGGUGACAUCAUUACAGCAAUAGAUGGGGUUAGCACUGAAGGCAUGACCCAUCUGGAUGCCCAAAACAAGAUAAAGGCAGCCACCACCAAACUCGUCCUCACUAUGCAGAGGUCGAGACGUCCCGCUCCUGUACCCACAGCUACUCCAAGAAUGGACUCACCCAUGCCAGUUAUCCCUCACCAGAAGGAAACCAUGGACACUGAGGAAGGAGAAGAUGAUGAGAAACCUGUCAAAAAAUAUGGCAUCCUCUUGGCCAAAAAACCUUCCAAAAAGUCUCUUAUUCCAAACACUGAGAAGCAACCUCAAGAGAAUGUAAUUCAUUCUCCUGCUAAAAGCCCUGUCCCUUCUAAUUUGUCAUUCGGCCAAGGGGCAAAAAAUACCCCAAACCAGAGGGGACAGUAUAAUUCUCCCAUAGGCCUGUAUUCAGCAGAAACUUUAAGGGAAAUGGUCAUGCAACAAGACAGUCUAAAUGGCCUGCCAUUGUUGGGCUCACUUCCUAUUAAAGACCCUCUUGUGGAUAGUGCUUCUCCAGUGUACCAGGCCGUAAUCAAACCUGACGAUAAGGAGCCGGAGAUGUCUGAAUGGGCCCGUCGCGCUGCCAACCUGCAGUCCAAGUCCUUCCGCAUCCUGGCUCAUAUCACAGGAACGGAGUAUUUGCAAGAUCCAGAUGAAGAGGCUCUUAGAAAAUCAAGGGAGAAAUUUGAAUCAGAGGUAAAAGGCCCACGAUUUGCCAAACUGAAAAACUGGCACCACGGCCUAUCUGCACAGAUCCUUAACAUCCAGGGGUAAAUGCCUCCUAAUGUUGCUGGACAGAAGUUGAGGCAACAAUCAACAAAGAAUCCAGAAGACGAUGUAAAAUGAGGGUGCAAUAGGCAGAGAGAAGUAGUUUAGUGACUGGAAUGUGAGUUAGAGUUAUAAACUAGCCUGUAAGUGAACACACAAAGCUCCUGUGUUUGAUGUUCAUAUGUCUGUUUGUUUCAUGUAACUUUCAGUCACUGAAACAUAGUGCAUAGUGCUUAGUUGUCAUUUUCUUUUUCAUUUUAUGUUUCUCUUUUUCUUCUCUUUUGUUUAUCUUUUCUCUUUUUUCUUCUCUCUUCUUCUCCUGUUUAUCCUAAAUUAUUGCUGAAUAAUGAAUUGCCUGAAUGAAUUGCUGAUGUAAAAAAAAAAAAAGCUAACCCUGAGAGAAAUUAUAAGAUUAUGUACCACAUCCACUGCAAUAAUCCACACCACAGCACAUAUUGAAAUACAAACCAAAUGUACUAUUGUUAAUGUGAAUAAAACAUUAUUACUUUUAACCAAAUAAACAAAA
Molecule: messenger RNA, 1732 nt
Organism: Ctenopharyngodon idella (grass carp)
Lineage: Eukaryota; Metazoa; Chordata; Actinopteri; Cypriniformes; Xenocyprididae
Gene: ldb3b
Product: LIM domain binding 3b
Exons: 8
Coding region: 286-1212 (308 amino acids)
Biological process (GO): actin cytoskeleton organization; muscle structure development; heart development
Cellular component (GO): stress fiber; Z disc; filamentous actin
Molecular function (GO): actin binding; muscle alpha-actinin binding
Source: RefSeq, a predicted model, not a curated record